This is a messenger RNA of Cherax quadricarinatus, 1472 nucleotides long. Lineage: Eukaryota; Metazoa; Arthropoda; Malacostraca; Decapoda; Parastacidae. The record is from RefSeq and is a predicted model, not a curated record.
CAUCGUGGUGGUGGGCCAUGUAGACUCUGGCAAGUCCACUACCACUGGCCACUUGAUCUACAAAUGUGGUGGCAUUGACAAACGUACCAUUGAAAAGUUCGAGAAAGAGUCGACAGAGAUGGGCAAAGGAUCCUUCAAAUAUGCCUGGGUUUUGGACAAGCUAAAAGCAGAACGUGAACGUGGUAUCACCAUCGAUAUUGCCCUCUGGAAGUUUGAAACCAAGAAGUUCUACGUCACUAUCAUUGAUGCUCCAGGGCAUCGUGAUUUCAUCAAGAACAUGAUUACGGGAACGUCUCAAGCUGACUGUGCUGUUCUGAUUGUUGCUGCUGGUACUGGAGAAUUUGAAGCUGGGAUUUCUAAGAAUGGCCAGACCCGUGAGCACGUCCUCCUGUGCUUCACCUUGGGUGUGAAGCAGUUGAUUGUUGCUGUGAAUAAGAUGGACAGCACAGAACCAAAGUACUCUGAAACAAGAUUUGAAGAAAUCAAAAAGGAACUUACUGCAUAUGUAAAGAAGGUGGGUUACAACCCAGCUAUUGUGCCCAUCCUCCCCAUCUCUGGCUUCAAUGGAGACAACAUGCUGGAACCAUCUGACAACAUGGCCUGGUGGAAACCAAAGAAGACUGAACGCAAGAAUGGCUCAUACGAGUACCACACAUUAUUCGAUGCUCUAGACAACAUUGAUCCCCCAAGCAGACCUCUGGACAAGCCCCUUCGUCUUCCCUUGCAGGAUGUCUACAAAAUUGGUGGUAUCGGUACAGUGCCCGUUGGACGUGUUGAAACCGGUAUCCUAAAGCCUGGAAUGGUGGUGAACUUUGCUCCAACUGGCCCCACUACAGAAGUAAAAUCUGUAGAAAUGCACCAUGAAGCUCUGGUAGAAGCUGUUCCAGGUGACAAUGUUGGUUUCAAUGUGAAGAAUGUUUCGGUGAAGGAUCUGAAACGUGGUUUUGUUGCUUCAGACUCUAAGAACGAUCCUGCCAAGGAGGCCGCUGACUUCACUGCACAAGUGAUAGUUUUGAACCACCCUGGUCAAAUCAAUGGGUACACACCUGUGCUUGACUGCCACACUGCUCACAUUGCCUGCAAGUUCUAUGAACUUCUGGAAAAGAUCGAUAGGCGUACUGGUAAGGUUCUGGAAACUGGACCAAAGACCAUAAAGUCUGGUGACUCUUGCACUGUUAAAAUGGUGCCCAGUAAGCCAAUGUGUGUAGAGACCUUCCAGAAGUAUGCUCCUCUAGGACGUUUUGCCGUACGUGACAUGAAGCAGACGGUCGCCGUAGGCGUUAUCAAGGAUGUCAACAAGAAGGAAGGUGGCGGAAAGACUACAAAGGCAGCAGAGAAGGCCCUCAAGAAGAAGUAACCUACAUCUUAGAGACCAUAAUAGGUUUACUGCGUUAUCUAGUCUUUAAGAUGUAUGGUUUUUAUAAGAAUAAACUUGAGUAAGGAGUAAAAAAAAAAAAAAAAAAAAAAAAUAA